AUGUCGUCUAGUGAUAGUGACAGUGAUUUGGAACAUUUAAUUCAGUUAUCCGACUGGGAUACUAAUUCUAGUGACGAUGAUAGUGACAGACAACGCGUUAGUUCACGGAUAAUAAGAAGGGUUAAUUACAUGCAGACGCUAGAUGAUGCAGAGUUCACUUUCAGGUUUCGACUUACAAAACCUGCCUUCCAAUUAUUAUUGACUGAAUUAAUUCCCUUUGUUCGGGUAACCUCAAAAAAGAAUUAUGGCGUGUCUCCUCUUCAUCAACUUCUCUUGACACUCCGGUUUUAUGCUCUCGGCACUAUGCUAAUUUCUGUGGCAGACUUUGUUGGAGUCUCAAAAUCAACUGCUGGUAGAAUCAUGAGAGACAUGUCAAGAGCCAUAGCCCGAUUGUAUGACAAGUAUAUUUUUGUACAUCAGGAAGGUGCAGAAAAUUUUUAUAGGAUUGCUGGCUUUCCUCGUGUCCUGGGUGCAAUUGACUGCACACACAUUCGCAUACAAUCUUCAUGUCAAACAAUAGGUGAAGAGUUCAGGAAUCGUAAAGGUUACUUUUCUUUAAAUGUUCAAGCUGUUUGUGAUGCUGAACUGAUGUUGAUGAAUGUUGUAGCUCGUUGGCCAGGUUCCACUCAUGAUGCAACAAUAUUCAAUAAUUCUAUACUGAGAGCUCAAUGUGAUGCCGGUGAUUUUGGAAACAGAUGGUUGCUUGGUGACAGUGCUUAUCCAAACAGAUCAUAUUUGUUGACUCCACUAUUAAACCCAGUUACAGAAGCAGAGAUUCGUUACAAUGAAUCACAUAUUAAAACUAGGAAUACUAUUGAACGCACAUUUGGAGUUUGGAAACGCCGCUUCCCAGUGGUAGCACUGACAUUAAGAGUGUCAAUAUCAAAUGUGCAUGCUAUAAUAAUAGCUACAGCAGUUUUGCACAACAUGUGUAGAAACCUGAAUCUACAAGAAAUCCCACCAGAAGUUGAGCUGCCACCUGCUGACAAUAUAGAAAACAGUGGUGCACAAAACAUGGUUGUGCUAGAUAUGCAACAUCGAUCAGAUCUUAUAAAUAAUUACUUUACUGGAGAUAGGGAUCAAUCUAAGAUUGGUAGCGAUCUUGGAUUGUGGAUACGUUAUUAA
Messenger RNA from Achroia grisella, 1125 nucleotides. RefSeq names its product putative nuclease HARBI1. The transcript has 5 exons. The record is from RefSeq and is a predicted model, not a curated record. The coding region runs from base 1 to 1125 and encodes 374 amino acids. Lineage: Eukaryota; Metazoa; Arthropoda; Insecta; Lepidoptera; Pyralidae.